AUGACUAAGGUAAGCAGGAAACCACAGGAGCCAAGAACAGCUGCAGUAAAAUCCAGUCUGAGGAUCAAAGAGAAGAAGACCCUCUGUCAACCAAGGUCCAGAGAUGGUGUCAAAGUACCGAAGACAACCAUGAAAGUCAAAAGAUCCUGUCAAAGGAAUUCAAGAAAAAAAAUUCAAACAUCUGCCACUCAGUCUAAAAAACUUAAAACAGACAGAAAACCAAAAAUGGUGGCCUGUUACUAUAUGCCUAACAAGAAAUUGAAUCAAAGUAAGAAAAUGAAUCAAAAUAAGAGGCAGAAUCAAAAUAAGGGACAAGCUCAACCUGUCCCAGAACAAGAGACCCUGGAGAAGCCCAUGCUUAACAAGAAAUUGAAUCAAAGUAAGAAAAUGAAUCAAAAUAAGAGGCAGAAUCAAAAUAAGGGACAAGCUCAACCUGUCCCAGAACAAGAGACCCUGGAGAAGCCCACCACUUCAUAUAACCUGUGA
Messenger RNA from Vicugna pacos (alpaca), 486 nucleotides. RefSeq names its product spermatid nuclear transition protein 4. Lineage: Eukaryota; Metazoa; Chordata; Mammalia; Artiodactyla; Camelidae. The record is from RefSeq and is a predicted model, not a curated record.